UACGUGAUUAACGAGCUAACUUUCCGACAGGAAACAUAGGCAGCUAAAGCUUUGCAGAGGCGUGAUUCGAAGCAACGAAAAUGGCAAAAAUUAUUACUGUUUUUGGAGCUACUGGAGGGCAAGGUGGAGGAGUAGUUUCUGCGCUGCUCAAAGCAAUUUCUAGAGGAGAACCCUACGCUAUCCGCGCCGUGACGAGGAGGCCAGAUGGAGAAAAGGCUAAACAACUGAAGAUUCAAGGCUGUGAGGUUGUGGUAUGUGAUAUGGACAACAAAGGAUCCGUGGAACAGGCAAUCAAAGGCUCCUACGGAGUUUUCCUGGUGACAAACUACUGGGAACAUUUUAGUAUGGAGAAAGAAGUAGAACAAGGUAAACGAGUCAUCGACGUGUGCGAAGCGCUUGGAGUGAAGCAUUUGAUUUACAGUGGGUUGGAAAAUGUGAAGAAAGCGAUUGGAAUUGAGUGUGGUGAGUAAUAUGUUGUGAGUUUCAAAAUUCGUGGCCCGCUGAGCACCGUGAAGUUGUGAUUAAUACAAAUAUCAACCGAGCGAUCUGGGUGGUGCUCCGACAAACUCGUUUUUGAAAAAAAUAUUACAUUUCCUGCAGAUAAAUAUCGGUGGCAGUUAUAAUCUGUUUCAAAAUUCUACGGGACGGAGCGAAGAACUGUAGUGUACCGGAAAAUUAACUAAAUGAAUUGUUACGGGCGAGCAAAAAUUUAGAGAAUCUGCUUUGUCAUGGUGCAAAAAUUGGUCCUCGAUUCUAUUGUUAUUUGAGUUUUUGUAAUUAGUAUGUCACAUCAAGGACAUUUGACAUCGUGUUUUUAUUUCUUUUUUUAUUUCAAGAUGAUUCAUUUGGUCAAGUAAAACGAAUAUCGCGUUUCCCAAGAGUAUUUGCUAAAGCAAAGAAGCUUGGUGUUGACAUAUUCUGCGCACGAGAACAGUGUUCCGGUUGAGUUGAAAACGUAAAUUGGCCACCGUAAAGAGUUUAAAGGCUGACGUUUCGUCUAUCGCUCCGACGAAGGGCCAAGCGUUUGAAACAUCAGCCUUUAGAUUAUUUACGUUGGCCAAGUAAGGUUUUUAACUCAGUUGAUGACACUAAAUGACCUUUUAUACUCUCUCACAGACACAGCACUACAGUUUCCUUAGAAACUUACCCCCUUCAUUCAUAGUGUUCCGGUUGAUUGACUUAUCAAUUAAUGGCCCGUAGGGAGAAAAGAGAGGUUGUUAGUACUUCGUUACUUUUGUUUUCUUCGGCCCUCGAAAAAAGGUUUGAUAUGAGCCUGAAUAUACGUACUUUCCUUGAUGAUUUACGAACGAAUAUCAUGUUUACUCCGACCAUAUUUCAUUCGCAAAUGAACAUUGAGUCUUCUCACUCACAGCCCUGAAUCGAUUAAUAAUCGGGAGUGCUACGCAACAAAACAGAGAAAUAGGUAGUUUAGACUGCGUGUUGCCACUGAUAUAGCGUAGUUUUUUAUGGCACUGAAAAGAAAAAAACAACACGACGCCCGAAAUCUUCUGACGAUGUAAAAUGUCGAAAUAAAGUUUUUCCUGCGACAAACAAACCUUCUGGUGUAACAACUCUCUUUGCCUCCUAUUGUCACUUCCUCCACUGCCGCAUUACGAUUGCGUUCCCUUGCGCCCUUCGUAGUGGACAGGGGUAAUGGAGGUUCUGGGAACGAGAUCACACUCGUCAUCGCUAAUGCAAAUGAAAUUUGCUAUCUUACUCUGGAAGCCGGUUAUCCAGACAUCUACCGAGCAGCAAGCAAUAAGGCAAAUCAGAUGCCUGUAUUGGCUGAGGCAGUUUGUAUGCUCUCAUCCGGUCCUUGGGCCACGCGACUCACCGAAAUGAUGACUUAGUCGUUAUUGAAAAAUAACAACCAUUAUUUGCUCCUUCUUCUUCUCCUUUUUCAGCUCACUUUGAUGGUAAAGGCAUGGUUGAAGAAUACCUCCACACAAAAAAGCUCAAAGAACGCUUGCCUUUUACCAUAGUACGCUUCCCGUUCUAUUACAACAACCUGGUAUCGCUCUUUACACCUCGGAAAAAGGACGAUGGUACUUUACUAUACGAUAUUCCGAUGGAAGGUGUUGCCAUGGAUGGAAUAGACGUCACACAAGGCGGAGAAUGUGUCUAUGGUAAAAGAAACUCCUUUGUUCAUUGUUUUCCUUUUUUUUCCUACUACUCGCGCUCUUGCAGUUUGAUUUUUGAUCCAUCAUAUUUGUCACAGGCAUUUUGGAGAGCCCGGACUGUUACCAUUUCAAAACCAUUGGUCUGAGUGGAGACAAGAUUACAAUCCAGCAAUAUUGUGAGACACUGACCAAACAUUUAGAGGAAAAAGGCUUAAAAUUUGAGGUUAGCUGAAAUGUCAGUCUGAUUUAAUAUAAGGGAGGCUUCAAUAGUAAAACAUGUUGGGUUUCCUUGGGUUUGUACGCAUUGCGCACCUAUCAUUUAAUUCGCGCCAGGAAUAGUGAGAUCAAGAGAUGUUAAGAAUUAAACCCUAUCCAUGUACAUCUUGGAAGACUUUUAGUGGCAUAACAUCUCACAAGGAAAGAACUCCCCUUUCUGACACUGAGGCCGACGGCUUGCUCUUAUUGUGAUCUGUGCGCCUGUGGAAAGACACAGCAUCGGUACUCCUUAACUUUGAAGUCUGGAAAAGUCACAGCGUCAUUCGAAAAAAUGUAAUCACUGCAAUUAAAACAAUUACAGCCCAUUUCAUCCUGCUGAAGAUGAGUCUAAUCUUAGAAGAAGUUGUUCACAUCAACUGUAAACACUAAGAAUGGAACUAGUAAAACUUACAGAUUGGGUCCACACCGAGGUGAUUAACUGGGACAACCUUGACUCAUUCCACGGACUAUCCUCCAAAACUAAAAAGCCAGUAGCUUUCUAAAUGCUGUAGUUCUAGACCUAUCUAAGGCUGUCUAUGACCAACUGAAUCCGCAUCAUCUACUGCGGCAAGAACUAAUUAACAUUGGUGUUACCACUUCCCACACUAAAUAGAUUAGAUCUUACGUCACAAAUACGUCACAAGUCAGUCACAGCAGUCGGAGAUGCUGACGUAUAAGCCUCUAAAAUGCCCGUCUAAGCUACUAGAAUGCUCAUUGGGCGGUAUAUUGGGACCGCUACGCGUUUUUCAUUCGUGUGAUCUCCUUAUGUGUUAUGCACUGCUGUCGAUCAUAUUUCGAACCCCUUCUUAAACAUGUGCGAUGUUUACGAAUAUUCAAAGCGUGAUAUUCUACAGUUAAUCCAGAAUGUUUGCUUUUGUGUAGCCGUUGAUUGUCGGUUGCCGGUUGCAUGAAAUUAAAUCACAAGUUUGGCUCUGAAUGUUAGGGUUCCUGCAUUUUAUGGAAAGGCGUUAUAAAGCUUCUUUUUUUUUUUUUCAGGACUCAAAGAUUACGUUAGAUGAGUACAGAGCUCAGCCUGACAAUCCUGCCGCUAUUGAACUUGGAAACAUGUUUGAGUUCUAUAAACGAGGAAACCCAGACCGUGACAUAAGAUUGACUAAGAAGCUGAAUGAAGAAACUCAGAGGUUUGACGUGUGGGUUAGGGAAAAUAAAGCCAUGCUGGAGGAGGCUUUCUCCAAGAAACAGUGAAUCAGAAUGAUAGGACAGAUGAAAUCUGACAUGUACCUUACAACCAGUCACACUCGCACAGUAAUAGGCACUCCCUUCUGUCAGGUCAUUUAGACUUAACGUAAACGGGAAAUGCAUACGAAGGAUAACCCAACUUAUUCACUUAAAUCCUGGAAACGUCCUUCGCCAGCCGUUUGAAUUUUAUUGAUUAGCUUGUAGCAUUGCUAACAAUAAUUACCAUCACCAAUAUCUAUACCUAGUCUUUAAAUAAAG
This is a messenger RNA of Pocillopora meandrina, 3833 nucleotides long. The record is from the annotation of a GenBank genome assembly. Lineage: Eukaryota; Metazoa; Cnidaria; Anthozoa; Scleractinia; Pocilloporidae.